This is a messenger RNA of Daktulosphaira vitifoliae (grape phylloxera), 5440 nucleotides long. RefSeq names its product NBAS subunit of NRZ tethering complex-like. Gene Ontology annotation, molecular function: SNARE binding. Gene Ontology annotation, cellular component: endoplasmic reticulum membrane; Dsl1/NZR complex. The transcript has 33 exons. The record is from RefSeq and is a predicted model, not a curated record. NCBI's taxonomy places the organism in Eukaryota, Metazoa, Arthropoda, Insecta, Hemiptera, Phylloxeridae. Gene Ontology annotation, biological process: retrograde vesicle-mediated transport, Golgi to endoplasmic reticulum. The coding region runs from base 140 to 5368 and encodes 1742 amino acids.
AAAAUUAUAGAUUAUUCUCUAAAAAUUUAUAGAUAAAAUAUUGAGUAAAAAUUAUAAUUUUUAAAAUUUAUUAUGCUGCUCACUAUAUGUAUUAUUAAAUUAAAUUUCCAAUAAUUUAUUUCAUUAAAUAUUGUAUAAAAUGGAUGAAAAGAAACUUUAUAUUGUGUCAGAAUACAUUCAGUGGUAUGAGUCUGAUUCUAAAAAGAUUCGUAAAAGAAAGGAUAAAAGUCUAACUGAUUAUUUUGGUAUUAUGAAAAAUAUUCCAUAUUUUUUUGAUGACUCUCAUAACUAUCAAAAACCAUCUUGGAAAUUUUGUAUUGGUGGAGAUGGACAAGUUUUAGCUGUAGUGCAACCAACUACACUUGAAAUGCGCACUGAUAAACAUUAUAAUAAAAUUUUGGCAAAAGCAUCUUUACCAGAUAUUAUAGCUAAUGACUUAUAUCCAUCAAAAAGAGUAUUAGCUUGGAGUCCAGAUUGCUCUAUGUUUGCUAUAGCUACUACACAAGCCAAUAUCUCCUGCUAUGACUUACUUGCUUCCAAUUUAUUUAUUAUAGAACCUAUAUCUAAAAAUUGUAAAUCACAUAAUAAUGACUUGGCCAAAGAAAUGGUCUUCUUAGAUUUACGAACUAAAUCAUCUAAAUGGUCCUAUGAAUUGAUUUUAAUUGGAGGAAAUGGAACAUUGACAAGUUAUGCUGUUUCAUCAGUUUAUGGCUAUCAGAUUCAACAUACAUUCAACUUAGUACAUAUUUUGGGUGCUUCAUCAUUAUCAUGUGUUACUCUAUGUUCAGAUCCAGCAUACGUUAUAUCAUCAGCUAAUAUUCAAAAUAAAUGGGAUCUAAAUGGUUCUGGUCUAAAUUUGUGGUCAAUGAUAUCAUAUGAACCUUAUUAUAGUCCAGUUAUAUCUAUAAAUAUUAAACAUGUAGGAUUUUGGUCUAGAUUAGUCAAUACAUUACUUCGUAGAAAAAAUAUAUUCAUAACAAAAAUAAGCUUAUCACCUUCAGCUACCAGUUUAGCCUGCUUAUAUGCAUCUCAAAAUAUUUGUGUAUGGGAUUUUCCAAAAAUAAUGAUUUCCCAAGAUUGGUCUGUAAAUGAACAAAAAGAAUAUGGUGGAAUUAUAGAUGUUAAUUGGUGGUGUAAUGAGGUUUUGGUUCUUGGAUGCUCUGAUGGUACUAUUGUUAUUUGUAGCAAAAAUGGACAACAAAGUGUUGUUAAUACAAAAAUGAGUUCAUCAUAUUAUAAAUUAUGUGGCAUAUACAAUGAUGAUAAUUUUGUUGUUGUUGAUUUUGAGUCAGAAGAAUCUUCAAACAAUAUAAAUGAUAUAUCUUUAAUUACCAAACCAGCUACAACAUAUGUUCAUAAACUUCUAGCUAUUACUAAAACUACUCCGCAACAGCUAAUUAUAAAAAAGAUUCAAGAAAAAAAUUAUGAUGAAGCUCUAGAUAUUGCUGUUAUGUAUGAACUAAAUAAAGAUUUAGUUUAUAAGCAUCAAUGGAGGGAUAGUAUAGUUUCUGAAAAUACAAUAAAUUUUAUAUUGAGUAAAAUAUCUGAUAAGAAAUGGAUUAUUAGAGAAUGUUGUGACCGUGUACCUGAUACAUUGUUAGGAGCUAAGUUGAUAUUAAGAUAUGGCCUAGAAAUAACAGAUUUUUCUGCUUAUGUAGCUACAGAAAAAGAGAACUCUAAAGUAUCUGAGUCAAUUAGUCAAAGUGGUAAAGAAUUUGUAAUAUCUAGAUUGCAACUUUUGAAAUACUUAGAUAAAUUAACAGCAUAUGAAAUGAUUUUACAAAAAAUGGAUGGUGAUUAUGAAACAUAUUAUAAGGCGCAGACCUAUAGACAUUUAAGAGAUCUGAGUCCAUUACAAUGGGCAUUUCAGUUGGCCAGGCAGUGUCAAGUAGAUGCCGUAUCUAUUGUUAUGACUUAUUAUAGCCAAUUUGUUCUAUCACAUUGGUUAGACAUUUUAUCUGAAUUUCCAGAAACGUUAAUGCCAAAGCUUUAUAGACACCUGUUACCAGUUUGGAACUCUUCUUUAAAUCAAAUUGUUAUGCUCGAGUCAAAAGUGUUUAGAGAUUUGGAUUGGUGUGAAUCUGAUCGAUUCAAAUUACUUACUAAUACAUUAGAAACUAUUGAGCCAAUAUCUUUAACAGAGGAUGAUUUAAUUUUUUGGUAUACUAAGAGAAUUAGAGAUAUUGAACUAAAUACUAAACUUGUUCAACAUACUACAGAAUUAGCAAAUAUAGCUUGUGAAAACAAUAUAAAAGGAUUAAAACAGUUAAUUGAAGAUUUAUCUGUGUUAGAAGUCUUAGUGUAUGAAUUAGGUUUUGACAAUUUGUAUUUGAAAGAUAUUGAACAACUCACCACUUUUGAAAAAGGAACUCUGUUUAUGUCUAAGUGUGAUGAAAGUUCAUUUUUAUAUAACAUGAAAUAUUAUUUUUUGCCAUAUAUUGAAACUAAGCAAGACACAUUUCAUCUAUUAGAACGGUAUUUAGUUGAAACAAGUGAAAUUUCAUUAAUAAAUGUAUCACAAUUUUUUGAGUAUUCUCAAAUAAAUGGUUGGGCCAUGGUUGAAGUAUCAGAUGAAGCAAAAAUAACUUUGGGUUUAUCAUGUGUUUACAUGUAUGAAAAAUGUGACCAACUUGAAGAAGCUAUGUCUAUUAUUUCAUCACUUACAAAAAUACUCGAGAAUAAAUGUAUCAGUCAAAAGCUUAUUGAAAAACUAGAUACUACAAGACAAUUAAUCAAUGCGUCAAAAAUUUUGUGUAGUUAUGGUAUAAAAUAUUCAUUAAAAAUUUUGCUGGAUAAUUUGAAUAGUGAAAAUUUUUAUAGAAAUACAAUGGUUUCAAUUUGUAAUUUUACAUCUAUGAAAAAUCAAACAGAAAAAUAUUGGGCAAAUUUUUUGGCAGAUUUAUUAAAAAUAUCAAAUCUAUGUUUUCCAGUACUUCCUAAUAUAAUCUGCUAUGAGGAGUAUUCAAAAAAAUUAUUAUUUUGUCACAAUGAAAAUAUUAUUAUGUUGUGCAAAGAUAUUUUAAUGAAAUUGCCUGAAGAUGUAUGUGUAAAACUUAUUAAAGAUACAUUUGCUUUGUACUUUGACCGAUCAAAAUCUUUCAAUGAUUCAACAAUGAAUUUAGCAAAGUUAUGUUUACAUAUUGUUCCUGAUAUUGAUGAAUAUUUAAAAUAUGAAUGGAAUUUAGUGACAGCAAUGACAAUGUUAAAUAAUUUAGGCACUAAAAUACUUCCGAUUCAAGUACGUAACUGUAAGGAUAAGUGGAAAUUGAUUGAUAUUAGUAUAACUGCUAAACCAAAAAAUUAUACAUUAACAAAAAAAUUUAUUACAUUAGCACAAAAACUAGAAAUUUCCUGUAAUGAAAAAUUUUCUUGUACUGAAUCGUUUAUUCUUUUUAAGUGUGCUAUGAUUGCUUAUGAUGAAAAAGAUUUCAAAUUUUCAUCUAAAACAUGUGUUCAGCUUAUGGAGAAAAAUGAGACAUCUGUUUGGCCACUUUGUUUUGAAUUAGGAAAUCAAAAUGAAUUUACUGAUAUAAGCUUAAGAAAGAAAUUUUUGUCAUUUGCUUUUUUAUACUGUCCUGUUGAAAAUAUGGUCACAAUUGUUAACUUAAGAAAAACACUAGAGAAUUUUGAAUUGAAAAAUAUUUCAAAAAAAAAUCAACAACUAUUGCUCCCAGUGAUAAAAAAUUUAAAUUACUUAGCUGUUUCUAACUACACAAGUUCUGUACACUUAAACUGUACUAAUUGUAUAGAAGUUAAUCCAUUCAAUGAGUUUACUAAAUCAAUAUCACUCGACUUAUUAUGUAAUCAUAGUUCGCUAAUAGAUAAUGAUAAAGCAUUAGCAAAUUAUGGUUUUAAAUUGUUAGAAUAUGAUUCUCUUACAUCUAUAUUAUGUUUUUUAAAUAUAACGAGUGACAACAUUGUUGAUGAAUGUUUCAAUAAUUGUGAAGGAAGUUUAAGUUCAAAAUUAGCACUUUAUAUUUUUUCUUUGCGUUUUGCUGUUUGUGUCUUGAAUGAUUUAAAAUACCUGGAAAUACCAACUGAUCAACUUAUAAAAUAUGUUAUCUCAUACUUGGAUAAUCAAGAUGAAGAAAUUGAAUUAAAAGUUGUAAAAUAUAUACGUAAAUAUGCUUUAUUAUUCAGUAAAUAUUCAAAAAAAGCUGAUAUUAAUGUAAACCCAGAAGAAUUAAAUAAAGAGCUUCUAAGAAUGGCUAGCACUGGUCAAGUGAGUAACUUAGAGAAGGCGUUGGAGAUAUGUGAUAGACAAGCCUUAAGUAUACAUGACAAACUUCUUGUGGAAUUUAUUAAGUAUUGUGUAAAUUCAUUACCAGCAAGAAACCUUGAAGAGAUUCUUGUAGCGAUUGAUUUUAAUAACUUAAUUAAGAAUAAUGAUGAAUUUUAUAAUAGUAUUACAUCAGAUAUUUAUGAAAAUGUACCUGGAAUCAAUCAUAAUGCUUUAAUUGCAUAUUAUACUGUAUUGAAUCUUAUUUAUUCUGAUGAUAAUUUUCAUUGCAAAGAAUUGACACCUGUUCAACAUAUUAAGUUACUUAAAAGAGUUCAUAGUACCAUUCCUGAUAUUGAUUAUAAAUUAUUAACACAUCCAGAAACAGCAUAUGAAACAUAUCAUGCUGCUCAACAAUCUGGUUGUAGUGGUCCUGUAAUGAAUAGAUUAUUUAAAAGUUUACCAGAUAAAAUACAGAAGCACAUAAAACAGUCUUGUUCUACUCCGUCAUCUGUUUUUGAAGACAGACAAAUUAUCGAUAGUGACAAUAUAUCAGAGUUAUUUAAAAAAAUUGAAUCACCUUCUGAUAUAGAUAAAAUAGUAAAGUUAUUACCUAACUCUGAAGAAGCUAAUGAACUCUGGGUCAAAGCAAUGGUGCGUUUAUUAUCCUUAAAGCCAUUUGAGUUUAAAAUAUCAAUAUUGGUAUUAAAGUACAUAUGUAAUAAACAUAAUUUUUCUAGUAAGGAACUGGAAGAAUUUAACAAAAUGUCUAAUAUAAAUAGAACAUUGUUGUCAUUACUAUACCUUUUAUCUGGAGAAAGUUCAGUUGAAUCUAUAGCAGUUGAUUACUUUAAAACAAAUUCUGAUCUACCUGAUGUCGUGUUAGAUACUAUUCUUGAAUAUGGAUUAAUGGAACAAUUAAUGGACUGUGAUGAAUUGGUUGAAAGUUUAGCAUGUCGAACACUGACUGGAAAUAAUAAUAAUAAACAUUGUCGUUUAGUCUGUGAACUGUUAACAUCUGUAAAUCGAAAACAGUUGGCUGGUUCUUUGUUCCUUAUACACAAUGGCGUACCUGCAGCUUUAAGGACCAAUGUUGCAGCUAGAGAAAUAGCUAAUCGUUAUUUAUCAAGAAAUUCCAAAGAUAUGUGAAAUAAUAAUAUGCUAUUGGUUUGAUUAUAUUUACCUUGUUUUUAUUAAAAUUAUACAAUUUAUUUUUACAAA